This is a messenger RNA of Schizosaccharomyces osmophilus, 1779 nucleotides long. RefSeq names its product arrestin-related substrate adaptor Rod1 (gene rod1). Bases 1 to 1779 code for a protein of 592 amino acids. The transcript has a single exon. NCBI's taxonomy places the organism in Eukaryota, Fungi, Ascomycota, Schizosaccharomycetes, Schizosaccharomycetales, Schizosaccharomycetaceae. The record is from RefSeq and is a predicted model, not a curated record. Gene Ontology annotation, cellular component: cytoplasm; plasma membrane; cytosol. Gene Ontology annotation, molecular function: protein-macromolecule adaptor activity; ubiquitin protein ligase binding. Gene Ontology annotation, biological process: ubiquitin-dependent endocytosis.
AUGAAUAUUUUGCCUAAACACAAUGUUGCUUCUUACUUUGAAAUUCGUGUAGCAGCGGAUCGUGAUAUUGUAGUGAUCCAAGGAUCACCGGAGUCUGCGGAACUUACUCAACUAUCAGGAGUUGUGGUUCUUUGCUUAACAGAAAGCAUCUCUGUUCGAGCGAUCUCUUUGAGAUUGACUGGCAGAUGUCGUGUCUCAUGGUCGGAACCCUCAUACAAUAGUCGCACUGGGAUACGGCAUAACAAGCAGGACUCAGUAGUUUAUGAAAAAAUUUGGAACUUCCUUCCAUACUCUGGUGGAUCAAAAACCCUUCGUGCGGGUAACUAUGAGUACCCCUUCCGUAUUAUGCUACCGGGUAAUAUUCCUGAAUCUGUAGAAGGGUUGCAAAGCUGCUAUGUAAUAUACCGUUUAAAAGCGACCAUUGAUAGAACUGGUCUUAAUAGCAGAAUGAUCAAAAAGAAGCAUAUUCGUCUAAUUCGCACUUUACCUCCAGACGCCGUUGAAUAUACACAAACUGUGAGUGUCGAUAAUACAUGGCCUAACAAAGUCGAAUAUACAAUCAGUAUUCCCACAAAAGCAUAUGCCAUUGGAUCAUAUAUCCCCACCCAUUUUGUUCUUGUACCGUUACUAAAGCGCCUCUCCAUUGGAAAAGUUACUAUUACUUUAAAGGAAUACAUUACGUUGCACGUUGCCCAUGGCCAUAACGGUCUUCCAGCUUCAAAAGAUGAGGUUCGUACGGUACGUUCUUUGCAAACCGAUGAAAUUGAGGAAUUUUCAGACCAUUAUGAACUUUCCAAACACUUGGAGCUUCCUACUUCUUUAGUCGACUGCUUGCAGGAUUGUGAUCUCGAAGGCAUAAAAAUUCGUCAUAAACUAAAAUUUAACGUCUCCUUACGAAACCCAGAUGGUCAUGUUUCAGAAUUAAGAGCUGCCUUGCCUGUUGUAUUGUUGAUUCCCCCUCAAUUAUUUGGAGAUGCUGCGGAUCUGGAAUCUCUUCGUGAAAACUUUGAUUCGUUAAAUCAACCGUUGCCCAGUUACAAAGAUAGUAUGUACGAUCAACUCUACGAUGGACUGAAUUAUUCGAAUGUUGAAACACCUCUUCCUAGCGGUGCUACUACUCCUAGAAGACGUGACUCUACCGAGCCUAACCAGUCUGCUGAAAGCCAUCGUAGGCAAUUGUUUGCUGGCCUCACAGCUUUGGCUCAGCAACAACAACCUGGUGAUCGGCGUGCAAGUGAACAUUCGCCUUCUCGGUUUGAUGAAGAUUAUCCUUCUUUUAGUUUUGGAUCCAAUCCAUCGAGUGGUGCCACUUCUGGGGCUAUUACUAGGAACCCGUCCGAAACAAGUUUAGCAGAAUUGAGCCGUGUUCCUUCUUAUACUGAAGCUACGCGCUCAUCUAUCAAUGCAUUGGAGUCUCCAUUACAACCAUCUUUACCUGGGUAUGAGGAUGUUACUCGAACGGAGCAUCUUUCCCGUCCUACUUCUCCUGGUACCUUAACGCCUCCUCAACGUCAAUCAUCCAUGUUUUUUACUUCACCAGAUGCUGGUACCCAACGUCGCUCCUUAGAUGCUCGUCGCCCAUCAGACCUAAACCCCGCGUCACUACCAACUUCGCAUAGUAGCGGAUCACUUGCACAUAUGGGGCAGCCUCCAAACGCAAAUAGCUCAAAUGCUGGUCCCCAUCGACCACCCAAUGCUCGCAUCGGCACUCACAGGAACGCCCUAGAAGCAUUGCGACGUGCUCGCAUGCUUCCGUCAAGUUUUACGAGAAGAAGUUAA